AUGAGUAAGCUAAAGCUCCCGUAUUAUGGAGUAUCUGAGACAACGAAGGUGACACACAAAACGUCUGGUAAAGUGAUGGUGCUCAAGAUGAAUCAGCAGCGGGCGAAUAGACCCAACAUGCUGCGGGAGGUGCAGCUCAUGAAUAAACUCAAACACCCUAACAUACUAGGAGCAAAAGAGGUAGAGGCCGCCCACCACCUGGUCUCUGUCUCUAUAGAAUUGAAAACGUUGGGCCUUAGCCCAGAAAAGACACAAAAUCACCAAUCUAACUCCGGCCUAAAGCACAGAAGCUUUUUAGAAUUUUCGCAGAUGCUUGGUGUUAUCGCAAUACCGAGUGAAGCAAUGAGUUGGCUCGCCAAAAACUUCACGUCCAUGGUCAAAUUCGUAGUCGAUCGUGUUUUGUUUUCAAUUUGUACCUCCCGAGCCGGUUCCUGGACCGCAUUGUUUUGGCUUACGUCAUCGGGACGAGAGGAAGGUGGAACGAGGGCAAAGCUUAUCACCGCUCUAUCAUUAUCCCUGUUAGACCAUAGAGCCAAUUGGUGGGUGUUAACAACUGCAGAUACAACAGGAACAAACAACUUAACGUACCUUCCGAGACAUGGAGGAGCUGGAGGUAAUAAAUUUUUGGUCACCAAUCCUACGAUCGGUCCUUGUGAAAAUUACUUUAUGCCGUAUCGCAGUUCAAACGCGCUACCUAUUGCGUCAUCGAGCUUUUCUUUUAAUGUUAGUCCAGAGCGAUUCACAUGCAAGUGGGACGAAAAACUAGUUCGCUCGCGUGUUUCCUACGUCUCACCGCAGCAAAAGCAUCAAGAGAUAAAUACACAAGGACGCUUUGUGUUUAAUUCUUAUUUAACAUCACUUCAACAAUUCAUGGGCGUAUGUGUCCACGAAGGUCAGCUGCACGCGCUCACGGAGUACAUGGAGGGGGGAUCUCUCGAGCAGCUGAUCCUCGGUCGGCCGUCUCAGCCGUUGCCGCAGCAGCUGAGGGUGUCGUUAGCCUCCGACGUAGCCGCCGGCAUGAAGUACCUGCACUCUCUCGGAGUCUUCCAUAGGGACCUUACUGCUAAGAAUGUAUUAUUAAGAAAAACUGGAGACGACGGCUACUCAGCGGUGGUAGCAGAUUUCGGGCUUGCCGCUAAAAUACCUCAUCCUGUUAACGGGUACCGGUUGCCGUCCGUGGGCUCGCCGUGGUGGAUGUCCCCGGAGUGCCUGCGGGGCCGCUGGUAUGACCACCGCUCCGACAUAUUCUCCUACGGGAUCAUACUCUGCCAACUUAUCGCCAGGGUUGAUGCCGAUCCGGACGUGCUACCUCGCACUGACAAUUUCGGCCUCAACUACAUGGCGUUCGUAGAACUCUGCGACGAAGACACUGUGCCAGGUCUCCUGAAACUGGCAUUCAAUUGCUGUAUCUUUGAACCUAAGGCGCGGCCGCUAUUCCCCGAGAUAGUGAGCAAGCUCGCUGAGAUCAAGGAAGGCAACGACGAGUCCAACUGGGGCUGUCACACGCCCAACAACAGCUAUGAAAGCGGUGAGGAGGCGGACUCGUCGGGGCCGCGUUCGUGUCCCGGAUUGUCCGCGUGGAGACGCGCUCGACCGCAACGAUCACUCCACCGCCGCUCGCUGUCGGAGCUGGAGUGGGUGAUGGAGUGCGGCGGCGUGGCGGGCGCGGGCGGGGGCGGGGGCGGGGGCGGGGGGCGCGGCGCGCGGCUGCGGCGGCUGGCGCACACGAUGGGGCUGCGCGACGCGCACGCCGCCGCGCCCGCCGCGCGCCGCCCGCUGCACACCUUCCGCGGCGUGCACAAGAUCCUCGAGCCGCCCGCCACCUGCCUCGACCUGCCCUCGCCGCACGACGACGACGACGAGCCCAGGUACAACCCUGUACACAAGCACACUAGUACACGCGCACUCGACCACGCCAACGCCAGUACACGUGCACUCAACAACGCCACACCAGUGCGCGUCCCUCCCGACUUCGCCGGCGGUGAGUCGGCGCGGCUCCCUCGAGCGGCCGCGGCGGCGCGCGUCGUGCGAGAGCGGGAUAUUCUCGGUCGCGAACGAGGACAUCGCCCCUCUCUGUCUGUGCGGCCGACGCGACGCCGCCUCCGAGCGGUCGCUCGACGAGCUCCGACUAAGGGUGUGCGCGGACUGCCUCGCCGAGUACGAGCGGCAGACGUACAAGCGCGCCUCCAGCGUCUACACGGACAGCUCGGAGGACGUCGCCUCGCUCGCCGGCUCCGACAGCCUCUACUGCGACGACAGGCUCCCCCGGCGAUCCGCUCAGAUAUCGAAAAUAGUAGAGUACUUCGAGAGGAAGGGGGGAGAGUUCGCGUGUGA
Diatraea saccharalis (sugarcane borer) is the source of this 2334-nucleotide messenger RNA. NCBI's taxonomy places the organism in Eukaryota, Metazoa, Arthropoda, Insecta, Lepidoptera, Crambidae. The record is from the annotation of a GenBank genome assembly.